Sinocyclocheilus grahami is the source of this 1143-nucleotide messenger RNA. RefSeq names its product pleiotrophin (gene ptn). The coding region runs from base 195 to 671 and encodes 158 amino acids. The transcript is spliced from 5 exons. Gene Ontology annotation, molecular function: growth factor activity. The record is from RefSeq and is a predicted model, not a curated record. Lineage: Eukaryota; Metazoa; Chordata; Actinopteri; Cypriniformes; Cyprinidae.
ACACACACACACACACACACACACACACACACGCACUCAGUCUGUCGCUCUCACAGACACCAUUAGCACGGCUCUGUGGUGGAAAUAGAAAGCUAGAGAUAAAGAGAGAGAGACAGGAGGAUCAAAAGAAAAACAAAGAGGGCAAACAGGUGGACCUAGGAAGAGAAACAGCAAACUAUUCCUCAGACUACAGCAUGCAGCAGCGGUGGGUGUGUGUGGCUUUACUGGCCCUCCUGACUGUCACAUUGACGCUGGCAGACGGUGGAAAAACAGAGAAACACGGUAAGAAAGAGCGUAAAUCGGAUUGUGGCGAGUGGCAGUGGAGCGUGUGUGUGGCUAACGAGGGUGACUGCGGCCUGGGCACCAGAGAGGGCACACGCACCGGCACCGACUGUAAACAGACCAUCAAAACCCAGCGCUGCAAAAUCCCCUGCAACUGGAAAAAGCAGUUUGGAGGUGAGUGUAAAUAUGAUUUUCAAGCUUGGGGAGAGUGUGACUCGACCACUGGAACGAAGACGCGCACCGGUGUGCUAAAGCGAGCGCUGAUGGACGCUAACUGCCCGAACACCGUCAGCGCCACCAAACCCUGCGGCAAACCCAAGACCAAGAUACAAGAUUCACAGAAACCAAAACGGGAAGGAAAGAAGAAGGAGCGAAACCCGACGGACUAGAGGAGAAACUCCAGCUGCAUCCUGAAGCUGCUCUCUUCUGCUCCUCGAGCAAAGACCGCAUGUGAGCCGCAGAGAUGAUGCCAGAUCUGAUUUACAGUUGAAUAUUUUUAGAUCGUUUGUAGCUUUAUUUUACAGCUCACGGAAUAAUACAUAAAUGAUAAAAGAAACAAAUGAAUUACUAAAAUCAUCUGCUGAAUCUUCUAACGUUGUGCCAGCAGUAUCAGACAGCCCAGUUCACACAAAUAUGUUCUAAGAACGUUUUUAUAACAUUCCCAAUCCCAUUAGGUUAUGAAAAGCUCAGAAUUUUCUCUGAACAUUCUAAACAUCCAGUUUUUUAAAUGUUUAAAAAAAAAAACCUUCUCUUGGUUAUGCAGAUGUUAAGGGAUCGUUACAUUUGAUCAUUUUCCAAACAUUCCAAAUGUUCUGAUACAAGAAAACAUUCCAUGAACGAUGUAUAAAUAACCCGAAAAAU